Messenger RNA from Rhagoletis pomonella (apple maggot), 492 nucleotides. RefSeq lists its product as uncharacterized. The coding region runs from base 86 to 451 and encodes 121 amino acids. NCBI's taxonomy places the organism in Eukaryota, Metazoa, Arthropoda, Insecta, Diptera, Tephritidae. The transcript has 4 exons. The record is from RefSeq and is a predicted model, not a curated record.
GCUCCUACACGUCAGGAGUGUCAGGGCCAAGAAGAUACUUUCACUGCAAGCUCGUCCACUUCAAAUAUAUCGGAUGAUGAAUUGAAUGGAUUUAAACAGCACAUUUCUUAGUUCGUCAGCAAUACUAGCAGAGGAGCUGAUAUCUAAAAAAGAUUUAGAUGAGUUACACCAAAAAAUUGAUAAAUUUCAAGAAAAUGUUUUAAAAGAACAAGAAAUUACACAAAAGCUUCUGAAACGCGUUCUCGAAGAAGUCAAAGCUAAUGGCAAUUCCAAGAGUAGCACACGCAAGCCGAUAAUGCCGAAAACACCGUUUAAAGAAGAAAAUGAUUUUAAAGACUUUGAGGCCAAAAUAGAAAAAUCGGAAAACAAAUUUAAUGACUUGGUAAGUUUUGUAAAUAAGCGUAUAACCGCAUACUAUUUAAACAUGAAAGUAAUUACAACAUGCAUAUGACUUUUCUAGGUUGCCGAUUUUUUGAGCAUAAUUUGUGGCAA